UGACGAGAGUCUUGUUUCUUUCCGUGCUUAAAGGGAAUUCCUGGUCAUCUCCAAGCCAACUUUGAAGAACUGGUGAGUCAGCUUGCACUGGCGACAGUGAGCGUGGGAGCUUACCUGAAACGUGGCGAGUCUUUCAAACACUCCUCAAAGUCCAGUAUGAUUGUCAUCUUGUGCUUUCAGCGGUGGAAACAGAUGCGAUCCCUGAUGCGCUCGGAUCCGAACCUUCCUGCUUUUAAAAUCCCUCCCGCGACGUUUGGGUCAUUCCUCUACGGUGCUCAGAAGUUUCCCACACAUUAAACAGUGUGACCUUAUUCCGCCUGAAUGAGCGGAAGUAGCGGUGGAUUCUUUAAUGUCAUCUCAUCGACGACGAGUGGAGGCGUCUUGUCAUGUCCACUGAUGCCGCAGGUCCCGACUGCAAGUGUGUGUAGCCCAACCUCUCACACCGCCACACAGCCUUCUGCACUUCCGGGGUUUCAAUUGAGACGCCAAUUAAAGCGGCACGAUGGUGUUUUUAACUUGAGCAAUGGCGUUCGUGAAAAUGUUGCUUGUCUUUUUUGCUAACGGAGCUUUUCCAUCUCGCUUUGUUGUUGUUAUUGUUGUUGCUAUGUGUGGUGUCUGCGCGUCGACUCACCACUUGCAGACUCUUGGGUGUGUAUAACUUGUCUGGCGACUUUUUUUGUCACUGAGAUAACUGCCCUAAUGCUCAGUAGAAGAGUUUCAUAGCUUGAUAGAUAACGUAGUUUUCCCACAUAUACGUUGCUUUUAAGACCAAAUUGAUAAGUAUCUCAAUGGUCAUGACGCUCCAGAUUCCAUUGCUGGACAUGUCAGCAAAGAUGAACCAGAAUGAUGUACAGAAAUGAAUCGACAAAGUGAUCAGCGCAGAUCAACUGACUACCGGAUGGUGGGAAUCAAGUGAAAAUCUUGGCACUAAAUUUGAUAUUUCUAGUGGCCUUAGUUGCUUUAAAACACCAAAGGAAUGGAAAGCUAUGAAGCAAACACUCCCAAGGGUCUUGACUUAAUGCAAGUUGACAGAUGCAUUAGAUCGAACAGAAUGAUUCCUCACGUCUGUAUCACAACAAACUGGAAGCUGAUGAAGGGUGUUGCGGACAAAAUGCCAAGUUUAUUUCCUGCUUGUACAUGUGUGCUGGUCAAGCUGUAGUUGUUUAAAUCAAGGCACAGCCAAGCUGAGAGUUUACUGUGAAGCACCACCCCCUUAACCCUGACACUAGUCCCUGCUCUGAACUGACCCUGAGACAGCUGGAGGCUUGUUUCUAGACUUGGUUACACAUCGCCUAUGGAGAGUGUGGAGAGAGUCGGUGCACUGCGAUGGAGGUCCAUUGCAGAUGUGUGAUCUUAAGGAUUCGUUGUUGUGCCACUGUCCUCUGUCCCAUUAUGUAUGUUCCAGAAAAGUGGGAUCCAACCGUCUCUUAGCGCAGAGCCACAUUGUUUUACUUUGUUGCUGAAAAGAGCCACAUCCUACAAAUAUGUAAGGACAAUGAAUAACAGCUGAAACACAUGCCAUACGUUUAGUUUAGGGAAUGACAAAGUUUGCUGAAGAGCCGCAUGAAACUGGGAAAAGAGCCGCAUGAGGCUCGGGAGCCACGGAUUGGCCAGGCCUAUCUUAGCGUGUCGGUGGUGUCUGUCAAUACAUCCAAGUACUCUCAGGACAUUUUAAGAAACCUCAUUCAAUCCAGUGAUCCAUCACUGUCCAUCACUGUGUGAUCAGGCUCAGAGGUAACCUGUGCUCCAGAUCUGGACUGAUGCGGUCUUCGUCAGUAAAGGUGGCGCCCCCUCACAGCCAACACACACCAGUGUGUGAUCUAUUACACCCUGAUCAGAUUAAAGCAGAUGAGUGAGGUCUUAUUUGGAUGUGGUCUUGACCAUCGUUUCAGCGCUUUUCAACUUUUAAAAGUCCAGUGGUUUGUGUUGCUCCAUAGCUGAGCUGACACUAUUACAACAUUGGUAAUUUGCUCAGAUAGAUCCCUAAAUAAUUGUUUCUGUUAUAGUUAGUGCGUCAGGACUGUUGAAGGUCGACACGUGCGCUGGGAUGUGUGAGUCAAAACACCACAGUCGGUCUAGCAGGACGGUGUGUGUCUCGCCCUCUGCUGACCAGACUCCGUCCCUACAGACCACUCCUCAAAAGGAGAAAAAACAGAAGAGAGGAACAUAAUUUCUCCGCAGCCCUGACCUGCAAGUUGGAUUGUUUGUCCUGCAUGUGUCACGAAAGACGUGCGCGAUUCCGAUUCAUUUCCAAAAGUGUAAAUGCUGUCGUAUGUGUGCGUUUCUAUGUGUAGAUGUGUCAGUGCGUUCCAAACUUGAUUCGACAUAGGGAAUGCCCCGGUGGCUGUGCAUGUGUGUUAUAUUUUUUUAUGACGACAAGAGCAAUUCCGGGUUGCAUUUCAAAAUAAAAACGACAUUUUGUCGCUUAUUUAGUUUAUACUGCGUGUGUUGUCUGUUUCAUAUUCAUCGCGCACCUUUUUUCCCUUUCUUUCUUUAUUUGAGUAUAUCUCAUUCUUACAUUGUUUAUUUUCAGCAUUUUAAUCUGGGAUUGUUUUGCUUUUCACUGCGGCUUAAACUAGCAUUUAAAGCGAGUGUAAAAUCUGAAUUGUUUCCCUGUUCUAUGCAGUUCAGGUGUGUCAUGAACAAGGUCACGUAUAUCCCGUGUGAAACUGGUGAGGAGUUGGGGUCAUCCAUGAGAGACUUGGAGCACAGCAAAAGAAGCCUCCAAAUCUGCUCCACGCUCAUGGAGACUGUCUCUUGACACAAAAGACACACUGUUUUCUGCACACAUUUCACAUACCCAUUCUCUGUACCAUCGCAUUCAAUUGCCAUUUUGUCUGCAUUUUUUCUCUCCCUGAUUUAGGAUUAAUCUUAAAGCUAUCUCUAUUUCUUGGGCAACAGUUAACAGUUGCACGCGUUGUACAGUCUAGGUUUUGCUUAAUGUGCAAACCAUGUAUAUCUCGAGUUCCUGUGGGGCCCCUGGUCGUGAGUUUGACAUUCUGAAAGAAAAGGUGGGAGUCAAAUUACAUUUUUGAAAUUAUGAUUUGUUUUUAAAUGAAAGAGCGGUUUGUAAUCGGCCCAUAUUUACUGAACUUCCUUUUACGGAAUAUUCCUUUUGAAAGCAGACUCCUGUCGCGGGUUGUGCUUUUAUUUUGAAGAAUGCAUUUCCGAAGCUGCUUCCCGCCAACUUGACUCUCGCUUCUGCGCGCAGCUUCACGCUGGAGAGCAGCAGCCCUUUUAAAGCCCCUCCACGGUGAUGCGGCUGUGAGGAUCCGAGGAGCUCCCGGCAGAGGGUCCCUGGCUGACGCAGUUUCUCCUGCUUGACACCGGACCGGCGACAUGUCCAACCGCAAGCACCGGGACAACCAAGAGGUCUGCUCCCGCAAGGUCCGGGAGCUGGCCCAGUCCGGAGUAAACAAACACUGCUUCGAGUGCAGCCAGCCCGGGGUGACGUACACCGACAUCACCGUGGGCAGCUUCGUUUGCACCUCCUGCUCCGGAAUGCUGAGAGGACUCAACCCCCCUCAUAGGGUCAAGUCCAUCUCCAUGACAACCUUCUCCCAACAAGAAGUGGAAUUCCUCCAAAACCAUGGCAAUGAGAUCGGGAGACGGACCUGGUUGUGCGUGUUCGAUCCAAAGGCGGACGGGUGCGGCGACAUGAAGGAUUCACAGAAGUUUAAAGAGUUUCUCCAGGACAAAUACGAGAAGAAGAAAUGGCACUUUUCCAAAAGCAAAAACCGCCGAGAUUUCGAAGGCCCCUGGAGCCCAGGAGUUCAGGCUGUGCCCACUGCUCAUGGUCCUCUCACCAACCAAGCCUCAUCCCACAACCUUCCUCCUAACAGCAGGAAUACGAGGACACUGUCUCAGUCCCAGUUGCCUUUGUGGGACAGAAACCCCACCAUCUCACCUGCCGACAUGCGGACGGACGUGUUCACUGCCCGUUCUCGAUCGUGCUCUCAGAGCUUCAGAGACGCUCCUCUUAAAGAUCAGACCAUUUGUGGGAUAGAGAGGCAGAGACCAGGUUCCCUGACCUCGUCACUGGGGGGUUCCGGCCACCCACCCUCCUUCCCUGCCCUCCCUCGCCCUUCAGCCAGUAGCUCUUUCAAAAACCACUUCACUUUAGGCCGUACAGUCUCCGCUUCAGGGACCUCCGGACCCUUCAGAGCAUUCCCCAAAUCUAUCAGUGUGGACUUUGGAGGACUGAACCGUGCGCAGCAGCCCACUCUGCCUCAGUCUCUGUCACAGCCCCAGCAGCAGCCUGGCGGCGCUCAGUCGGCGGCACCAGUCACUUGCACCAAUAAUCAGGACCGCUACGCUGCAGUCUCCCACCUGGACAGCGUCUUCUCUGAUACACAGUCAACUGCAGCGCCGCCUGGUGGUCCGCCGCAGUAUAGUACCCUCUUUGGAAACAGGCUCUCAUCCAGCUCCACUCCUGCCAGCUCCCCUGGUGUCGACACAUCGAGCUCGCAGACCUUUACUAAUUUCCCAAACCCCUUCAGCUCCAGCUCUGUUUCCCAGCAGUCCAUCGCCCUGUCCCCUAGUAACCCCUUCAGCAGCGCCUCAGGAGGGGAGUCAGGCCCAUUGGUCACCUCGCCCACCUCCGUUUUCCCAACGUCCACGUCGUUCACAGCGCCCACCACCCAGAGUGCAUUUCCCCAGGAGUCAGCUUUUGACCAGGAAGCCAACGGCUUUGGCUCCUUCCCUGCUCCUGAUUCUCUGCCUAAAGUCCCUCGGCCAAUGUCGGUGAACCCGUUUACAGGGAAUGUUUACCCGAGUCGAGGGACGUCACGGAACCCUUUCAUCUGAUUCCCCUUUCCCUGCCGCCCCCACACAUAUCCAUCUCUGGGAACUCUGAAAGAAGUGAACUUGAGGAGCCACUGCCAUUUCAAUGCCUCUCUGAAGUAUUUUCAACCUCUUAGGGAGGGGUCAGACGCCCAUGCAGCCCCAGAAACCCCAUCCCCAUUUCUGUCUGUGUCAGAUUAUCUGUUUGGGUUUUGAAGAGAAAGGUGGCAUGAACAAUUUCAAUAACAGGUUUUCAUAGAGUCUGCCUGGUGUUUAACAGUUGUCCGUGUGCCAGUAGAUGCCACCUCAGGGCUCAAGUGAGAGUCGCGAGUGCAAAACGCCUAAAUGGUUUUUUGCAGAUGUUUCAUCCAAGUCCCUGCUGCUACUUCUGCCACUGCUUUCAUCUUCCUGCUUUCAAGUGCAAACAAGCAGCUGGUCUUUAAAUACAUCAGCAAUGUCUUCUGCCUUUUACACAUCCAAAGGGAAAAGUCGGUUCGUAACUUGACCCUGUUUCUGCAUCAGUCAUUUUCAGAUGUGUGCUACAACCCAAACAGCUCUGUGAUGCAAUACACAGGUAUUUGGUCACGAGUAUGUGUGUGUGUUUGCAGUUGAAUCUGUCUACUCUCAGGCUGAAUGAGCUUAGAGGGCUAAAAGGAGAUGCUACUGAAUGUAAGAGAAAAAAAAGCUACUUAUUAAUAACUGUUGUGUCUAAGAAAUGUAUUUGCUUUCUGUACUGGACCAAAUAUUUUGUUUGACUUUGGGAGACUAGAGAUCUAUUCCCCUCAUUUUGCCAAAAAUACCAGAGUGUUCCAUGUUACGUUUUUUUAUUGUCAAGUAUGUCACGUUCAUAAACACUUCGUUGCUUC
Messenger RNA from Synchiropus splendidus (mandarinfish), 5648 nucleotides. RefSeq names its product ArfGAP with FG repeats 2 (gene agfg2). NCBI's taxonomy places the organism in Eukaryota, Metazoa, Chordata, Actinopteri, Syngnathiformes, Callionymidae. The record is from RefSeq and is a predicted model, not a curated record. The transcript has 14 exons. Gene Ontology annotation, molecular function: GTPase activator activity. Bases 3340 to 4806 code for a protein of 488 amino acids.